Tetrahymena thermophila SB210 is the source of this 630-nucleotide messenger RNA. RefSeq lists its product as hypothetical. NCBI's taxonomy places the organism in Eukaryota, Ciliophora, Oligohymenophorea, Hymenostomatida, Tetrahymenidae. The record is from RefSeq and is a predicted model, not a curated record. The transcript has 3 exons.
AUGACAAUUUCAAAUAUGAAAUAUAACAAGGUUUUAUAAUAAAUAUUAAGGCUAUUCUAGAAAUAUAAGAGUAAUCUUUACUAAUAAUCAAGGGUUGAAAUAAAUUCCUUUAUGGAUAACUUUAACUCAAAAUUCAUGAAUGACUAAAAGGAAAAGAUUUCCAGAAAUAUAAAACUACUAAAAUUUUAAGAAAUGGAAAAGCAAUAUGAAUAAUUAAUCUAAACCUUAAAGCUGAUGGGUGAAUUUAAUGAAAUUUUCCUAUUAAAGGAUUGGAAUUUUCAAUCAAAAAUUGAGAAUUUGAAAGAGGUAAUUCGAAAGCUUAUUUUAAGUCUUCAUGAUUAGCAAGAGUUAAAGUAUCUUUUAAAUUUGAUUUAAAGACUAAAUGAAGCUUAAAAACUCUAUCCAGAUUUUUCAGAGACAUUUUAACAAGAGAUAACAUAUUCCUUAUAAAAAGUUAAUUCAGAUUUUGAGUAAUAUGAAAAGAGUAUUAAAAAUAAAAUAAAAAAUAAGGAUAUUUUGACUGAUUUAGAAUACUUGAAAGAUUUUGCUUAGAAAGCAGAAGAUAUUGAAUCAAAAAUCUAACAAAAGUUAUUUAGAAAUUUAAAAAUUAUUGAUUAAUAGAGAAUAUGA